AUGAGUAGCAAUGGCCAGCGCAGCUUCUUGCCGAGCCUGAAGCUUGGUCCAAGAACGGUGAAUGCGGUGAACGCGGCGAGCUCGGGGAAACAGCCGCGCACGGCGAGGGCAAUCUUGCAGGACCCUGCCAACAAGGAAGAGCCUGGAUCCAGGGUUUCCCUGCCUGCGAAUCCACACAGCGCGCGUGUGCACAAAGCUGCGGAGCCAAAUGAGACUCAGCCAGAAGAGGCUGAUAGCUUGGAUGCCGGCGUCUUCAAUGUCAGCACGUCGACUGUUGCAAGCUGUCCUGCUCUGCAGAUCACUGCGCAAGAGCUGGGCACGUCUGCAGCCUGGCUAAUGCCGGGGGACGUCAUCCGGAAUCAGCGCCUGAAGAAUCAGCUGUCGCAGCUGCGGCUGAGUGACUUCUUCAAUUGCCAUGGUGGACCCCAUUUUAAGAGGUUGAGUAUCAGCUUUGCGGCUAAGCAGAAUGCGCAAGUGGGCUCGACUUUUGGAUCUACCUCCAACCUUCACCAAGAUGCGGAGCUCCGAGAACUGCAAGGCAGUACAUUCAGUACAUCCUCAAGCGACCUGCACCAGGGCCGCAUGGGGCACAAGGCACUCAUUGAGGAGGAAAAGGACAUGCUUGGCAGCUCCAAAGCUUUCUUGGCAGCCUCCGAGGCACGGGCCAGGGAUUUCUUGAUCACGCAGCAAAAGGCCGAGCUGCUCUUGCUCCAGGUGCGUGAUGACGAGCGCCUUCGAACUGCUGAGGUGGAUGAGCGCCGCCUGGGGAUCCUUUUCUGCGAGAUCCCCAACUUCGAGGCGAUGCUGCCGAAGGCUGUGGACAUCAAGAACCUGGUCCCUCCAGACCUCGUUGAGGAGCAAGAACAGGCUGAAAAGCAGUCCAUCGAGCGGCAGAACAGCUUCCUGUCUGAUAACAACUUCAUUGAAGGCUCUCAGAUGUGCUGGCUUUUCACACAUGCAGAGGUGCUGACCAUGUCGCGAUGUAUGCACAGAUGGUGUUUGUCUACGGGUGGGUCCAACACCAUGGGCCACAUGGGCAUGGACCGGCCCACGUUCUGCCGCCUGAUCCUCGAAUUGGAACUUGUGGAUCAGGUGGCUGUACCAUAUUUUUGGGCCGUUUCCUUGUUUGACAGCUUGGCACAGCCCAGCCGAAUCUGCCCUCCCAACGCGCACCAUGCCCCCACCGCGCCCAUUCAGCCCAUUGUGAACCGUUUCCGGCUGAUCUCGCUGCUGGACAUGAUAGCUCGGCAGUACUACGAGACCACCAACAGGUUCGAGUUCUUAGAUCGCCUGAAGCAGGGGGCCAAAAAGCUCAGGACCUAUGAAGAUGCAUACGUGGCAGGCCUUGCCGAUGACUCGAAGGACUCCAAGGAAGAGAAGCUUUCCCAAGAACGCCGUGCCUCCCUUCGAGAGCGCCGUGAGUCCACAGAUGAGCACGGUGAGAAGGGUGAGAAGGGGAAGCAUCCGCCCCACGCGAAGGUUUGGAAGUCUGUUGUAGACCGGGACCUAGCCUGCAGGGAGCGGCUCCUUGCAUGCAUGCUGAUUGAGCCUGAAGUGCUCCACGUGGUCCACUGCUACCGCGAUGUGUUCAGUACUCUGUUUCAGUGCUACGCUCCUUCAGGGCACAUGCAAUGGACAGAUUUUUGGCAGUUCUGCGUGGACUUCCGGGUCUCGCCACAGCUGGUCUCCGAGCAGCAGCUCCGCAAGGCAUUUGAGACCACCAGAUGCUUCACACUCCUCCCGCCCCGGCCUUCUUGCCCUGAAGUCUCGAAGCCCAAGCGCCGGGGCACGGAGUCGAAAAGCAGAGCCCGCAAGCACGAGAAGCACGAGAAGCAUGAGAAGCAUGAGAAGCAUGAGAAGCCAGGCAGCGCAAUGAGCGGUGCGAGCCACGCGCCUGCGAAGUCCAAGCAGCUCUCCGCCAGCCCUGACCCAAAUAUCCCUCAUUCUGAGGAGAAGUUCAAGGGCACGGACUCCACCAUAUCAUCCGCAUCCUCGCCGGAGGAGUUGGAAAGCUUGGAGUGCGACACGGCCUUUGAGAUUCCUGCCUUCACGGAGACGCUUUGCAGGAUCGUCUUCUUGUAUCUCGGCUUCUAUGGCAACACUGUCCAGCAGAGCAGCUCCUCCCUCUACAAGAUCUGCUGGCUCAUUGCCUACCUUCGACUCAUGACUGUGCAAAUGCAUGAGAGCCUCGAAGAAAGGGUCGAAAACAUCGAGGCUUCGGAGCUUCGCGGGGCAGUGGCUGUGGUGCAGAAGUUGCCUCUGUCCCGAUGGGACGAGCCUCCGACGGCUCCGAAGGUGACGAUUGGCCAGAGCUGCUCUUUGCAGCCCCACCCUGGGCCGGGCAACAAGAAGGUUUUGAGACGUCGCGGCAAACAGCAGCCGAUGGCGCCCAAACUGCUUCCAGGCAGGUGCACCCGCGAAGCAGCCAUGCAAGUCAACCGGCAGAAGACCCGUAACUCUGUCAAGGAUGCCGUGAGGCAGCUUGGGAAGGCGUCAGUGGUGGUGCGUGCCAUCCACAAUGAGACUAAGGUUCCAGUCAAAAAGCUAGAUAGCUCCAGUGACGAGGAACCGGAAGUGCCUUCCCGUGUCCCAACAGCCGGAACGGUCGGAACACGUACCAGCAGCACCGAGAUCAGGCUAGGAUCGCCUGGGGGGCCAUCCACAAAGAUGCGGCUGGAUCCGGAUGCCUUGACUCUGCAAGUGGCAUCGUCCUUCAAGCCGGUGCCAAGAGAGCCCCCAAGCUCAGCACUUCCAGUUGAGGAUCUUCUGAAGGCCGAGGCCGGCAGGCCUGCAGUGGACAAUGGCCGAUGCCAGCUCUGCGAUCGGUCUUGCCCUCCGGCCUUAGAUGGCAGGUUCGACCGAGACUUGUGCAGCUGGGCAAACCCAGGCUGUCGCGGUUGCUCCAUCGUAGACGCAAUGAAGCUGGAGGACCACUUGUUUGCCAAGCUCAUACUUCCUGAGCAGACUGUUGCUAGCAAUAUCAAGGUAUGGCGGCCCAAGGCAAAGCCUCUUGUGGGAAGCCGCCUUCGUCCGACUUUCGUCUCUGACCUGGAGCCCUUGGAGCCCCCUGCCUCACCCUUGCAAUUCCAAUUUGUCUCGCAAUCGCUGGCGCUUUUGCACUAG
Molecule: messenger RNA, 3123 nt
Organism: Symbiodinium natans
Lineage: Eukaryota; Dinophyceae; Suessiales; Symbiodiniaceae
Source: the annotation of a GenBank genome assembly